Molecule: messenger RNA, 947 nt
Organism: Eublepharis macularius
Lineage: Eukaryota; Metazoa; Chordata; Lepidosauria; Squamata; Eublepharidae
Gene: NUTF2
Product: nuclear transport factor 2
Exons: 5
Coding region: 125-508 (127 amino acids)
Biological process (GO): protein import into nucleus
Cellular component (GO): nuclear pore central transport channel
Source: RefSeq, a predicted model, not a curated record
AUAGAGAGAGCGUGAGUGCGGGAGAGAGGGGCUCAGUGGGUUCGGGCCGCGCUCGGUGCCGCCGCCGCUGCCGCCAUUAGCCGAGUGGGAGCUGCGAGUUGCUGGCUCCAGCAGAGGAUUCAGAAUGGGGGACAAGCCCAUUUGGGAGCAGAUUGGUUCUAGCUUUGUACAGCAUUACUACCAGUUAUUCGAUACAGACAGGACUCAAUUAGGAGCAAUAUAUAUAGACGCCUCAUGCCUUACGUGGGAAGGACAACAAUUUCAGGGCAAAGCAGCUAUUGUUGAAAAACUCUCAAGCCUUCCUUUUCAGAAAAUACAACACAGCAUCACAGCACAAGACCAUCAGCCCACACCCGACAGCUGUAUACUCAGUAUGGUAGUUGGACAGCUUAAGGCCGAUGAAGAUCCUAUUAUGGGAUUCCACCAGAUAUUUCUAUUAAAGAACUUCAAUGAUGCUUGGGUUUGCACCAAUGACAUGUUCAGGCUAGCAUUGCACAACUUUGGUUGAGACGGCAUCCCCGAGGCACCUGCCCUUUUUCUUUUCUCCUCCUUACAGAUAUUAAUCACACUUACGGAACAUUCCAAAUAUCAUACACAAACCUGCAACGCCACGGCGAGUGAGCGAGCGAGAUCUCUGCGGUGUGCCCUUCUGAACAGUUUUAUGUUGUGUCACUAGAAGAGUUCCUUGUGCAUGAUGUUUGGAAGUUUAGACUUAGCUGCAUUUGACAAGGGAAAUGUGUAUCUUGCCAGCAUGCCUCGGGAAGCAUCCGUAACGCAAAAGGUUGUGUUUCUGUACUGACAAGUUUCUCUAAAUAACCCAAAGAAACAAAAAAAAGGAAGGGAGAGAAAAGAACAGCAGCCUGAAUGCAGCUCAGAUUUUGGUUUUUUUUUUUUUUGUUCAGAUGUUUCAGUGCUACAUUAUACAAUAAACCAUGACAUUUUCCUAA